GCUGGAACGAGGAAGUGCAGUGGAGAGGGGAGGGACCCAGGGCGCAGCUCCAUGGGGCCGCCGCGGCGCUGCGACCUUCUGCACAUGGAGCCGGGGAGAGUUGGAAGAACUUCAUACUGCAAACUCAAGGAAUAGCAGAGUACCUGCAUCGAAUGGAGACAGAGGAGGCCCAGGAAAUGGCCCAGAUGCCAGGCAGAGACAGCCCCCCUGCCAACGACGCAUCUGAGGAGACAGAGGAGCCCAUGGCCGUCCCCGAGGACCUGUCAGCAGGCUCCGCCCACCAGCAGAACAACAGAGGGGACAAAGCCUGUAACAUUAAAGUUGAGGCUCGCAGUGAUGAGGAGAAUGGGCUGGCCUGUGAGAUGAAUGGCGAGGAGGAGGAGUGUGCGGAAGACUUGCGCGUGAUCGAUGCCUCUGGGGCCAAAGUGAACGGCUCACAACCGAGCCCCGACGCCAAGGCCUUCUCCUCGGCCGGCGGUAUCCGGCUGCCCAACGGGAAGCUCAAGUGCGAUAUCUGUGGGAUAGUUUGCAUUGGCCCCAAUGUGCUGAUGGUGCACAAGCGAAGCCACACUGGAGAACGUCCCUUCCAGUGCAGCCAGUGCGGUGCCUCUUUCACCCAGAAGGGCAACCUGCUGCGUCACAUCAAGCUCCACUCGGGGGAGAAACCCUUCAAGUGUCACCUGUGCAGCUACGCCUGCCGCAGGAGGGACGCCCUCACCGGCCACCUGCGCACGCACUCCGUUGGAAAACCCCAUAAGUGUGCUUACUGUGGGCGGAGCUACAAACAGCGCAGCUCGCUGGAGGAACACAAGGAGCGAUGUCACAACUACCUCCAGUGCAUGGGGCUGCAGAACAGCAUUUAUACAGUAGUAAAGGAAGAAAGCAACCAGAAUGAGCAGAGGGAAGACUUAAGCCAGACGGGAUCUGACAGAGCCUUGGUGCUAGACAGACUAGCUAAUAAUGUAGCUAAACGUAAGAGCACUAUGCCACAGAAGUUUGUGGGUGACAAGCGUCUGUCGGACCUCUCCUUCGAGGGAGGAGCAGGGGAGCUGAUCCAGCCUCAUGUCAUCGACCAGGCCAUCAACAGCGCCAUCAACUACCUGGGGGCCGAGUCGCUGCGGCCGCUGGUGCAGACCUCCCCGGGCUCCUCGUCCGAUGUGGCCCUCGGCUCCAUGUUCCCCAUCCACAAGCCCCCGCCGGACGGCCACGCGGGGACGGGCCACAGCCUGUCAGCCAAGGACAGCGCGGCCGAGAACCUGCUGCUGCUCUCCAAGUCCAAGUCGGCCUCCAGCGAGAAGGACGGCUCGCCCAGCCACAGCGGCCAGGACUCCACCGACACCGAGAGCAACAACGAGGACCGGCCGGCCGGGGGGGGCUCGGGGCUCAUCUACCUGACCAACCACAUUACCUCGGGGGGACGAAACGGCGUGCUGCCCCUGGUGAAGGAGGAGCAGCAGAGGCAGUUCGAGGCCAUCCGGGCCAGCAUGGAGAUGGCCUCCGAGGGCUUCAAGGUGGUGACCGGCGACGGGGAGCAGGUGAGGGCGUACCGGUGCGAACACUGCCGCAUUCUGUUCCUGGACCACGUCAUGUACACCAUUCACAUGGGCUGCCACGGCUUCAGAGACCCCUUCGAGUGCAACCUCUGCGGCCACCGGAGUCAAGACCGGUACGAGUUCUCGUCUCACAUGACGCGAGGAGAGCACCGCUACUGAGCCCUGACGCCACACACAUCCACCCCUCAACACAAACAUCUGUACAUGUGGGAAACACGGAAACAGCCAGACAGACACGUGCACACACACACACACACACACACACACACACACACAUGCACACACAUGCACAUUUAAUAAAUACAUAGAAAUAAAAUACCUUGUAAAACACACUGUUGAUCUCUGAAAAGUGAUUUUUUUAUACAGAAUAUGCAUGUUUGUAGCUCCGAGGUAAAAACACACAUUCAGUUAAGAGAAGAAAACAAAAUUCAUUUAUUUUCAUCAAAUGUCACGUUCAAAAGGGAAAGAAAUUAAUCCAUUUUGCCAUUUUUGGGAGGACGGGGUGAGGAAAUCUAUCUGCCUAAAUGCAUUGUGUUUAACAAUAACUUGUGUUGUUUUAAAUUGUGUAAGAGUUGCUGGAAUCCUUUUGUU
Messenger RNA from Myripristis murdjan (pinecone soldierfish), 2144 nucleotides. RefSeq names its product IKAROS family zinc finger 1 (Ikaros) (gene ikzf1). Lineage: Eukaryota; Metazoa; Chordata; Actinopteri; Holocentriformes; Holocentridae. Gene Ontology annotation, biological process: regulation of transcription by RNA polymerase II. Gene Ontology annotation, molecular function: DNA-binding transcription activator activity, RNA polymerase II-specific; RNA polymerase II cis-regulatory region sequence-specific DNA binding. Bases 153 to 1712 code for a protein of 519 amino acids. The transcript is spliced from 8 exons. Gene Ontology annotation, cellular component: nucleus. The record is from RefSeq and is a predicted model, not a curated record.